Lathyrus sativus (Indian pea) is the source of this 756-nucleotide messenger RNA. The record is from the annotation of a GenBank genome assembly. NCBI's taxonomy places the organism in Eukaryota, Viridiplantae, Streptophyta, Magnoliopsida, Fabales, Fabaceae.
AUGGAAUCAGAAGAAGUUUUGAAGGCUGUUUUCCCUUUACUGGAGGGUGUUGAUCUUGCUUCUUGUAUGUUUGUCUGUAAGCAGUGGAAAGACUUAGCCAAAGACGAUUUCUUUUGGAAAUGUCAGUGUGCCAAGAGAUGGCCGUCAGUCUGCAAGCGACCCAACCCUCCUACCGAAACCUACUACAAGUUAUACAAAACCUUCCAUAAACGCCAGCAACGCAAGACUCUUCUCCCUCCGAGAAUUUCCUUUGAUGAUUUAGACUUUUUCAUUGACAUUUGGGCUGAAAAUAACCUUCUCUUCUCAGAAGUGGUCUCUGGCUCUGUCCUGCAAUCAGGUUUUAAAAGUCCACCAUCUGGAGUUUGCGAGCUGCUCAAGUUUCACCUUGAGGGUUCUGAAUACAAGAUGACUUUUCCGGUUGAACCGAGGUUUACUAUCCCUUCCGGACAAAAUCAGAAUGUUAGUGUCUCUGUGAUGGUUGGGCGUAACGAUACAAACAAGGUUGCAUGCAUCAUAAAUAAGUCCAUGUUCGAUUAUAUUGACCGUUCAUCGUAUAGAGCUCUGGCGUUUGAUUACCUAGAAAUAUCCCCUGGCUACCCGUUUUUGUCGGGCAUCCGGGCAUGGAUCUCUUUGCUAUUUAUGGAAGAUGUAAAGGAAGAUCUUAUGGAUGUAUUUGGGAUCCAAAUGGAUUUCUGUGAUGUGGCAAAUUCUAAGGAAGAAGUCUUAUGUCUGUUGGACAUGCUAGAUUGGAAGUGA